This is a messenger RNA of Gamsiella multidivaricata, 2069 nucleotides long. RefSeq names its product carboxyl transferase. Lineage: Eukaryota; Fungi; Mortierellomycota; Mortierellomycetes; Mortierellales; Mortierellaceae. The record is from RefSeq and is a predicted model, not a curated record. Gene Ontology annotation, cellular component: mitochondrion. Gene Ontology annotation, molecular function: propionyl-CoA carboxylase activity. The coding region runs from base 259 to 1902 and encodes 547 amino acids. The transcript has 6 exons.
CUUUCCCGUCUUUACACCUUAAAGAACACUUUGGCUGCAAAGGGGCCCUUUUUUUUUCCUUCCUUCCUUCUGCUUCUUUCCUCUCCCCACCCUCCUUCUCCUCCUCUUCCACCCAUCGCCAUCGCCAUUGCCUUCCCGCAAUCCCCUCCCCUCUCUUUCUCUCUUUCUCUCUUUUCUGUCCUCUGCAUCUCCAUCCCAUCCCAUCCCCAUCCCAUCGCCUUGACCCCUCCCCUGAUCCCUCUCAUCCGAUCCACAGCUAUGUUCCGUCUCUCGACCGUGGUUGCAUCCAGGGCCGCCCUGGCCUCGGCCACCCGUCGCUCCCUGCCAGCGUUUGCCACCGCUGCCCGCCACUAUGCCGUUGGCAAGACAGCCAUCUCUGCGGAGAAUGACGUCGUCGGAAAGAUCAAUGCCAAGCGUCAGGAAUCGCUCUUGGGUGGUGGUCUGAAGAGAAUCGAGACUCAGCACAAGAAGGGCAAACUGACUGCUCGCGAGCGCAUUGAGCUCCUCGUGGAUCCUGGUUCAUUCCGCGAGUACGAUGCCUUUGUGGAGCACAACUGUGUUGAUUUUGGCAUGGAGAAGCAAAAGAUUACGGGAGAUGGUGUUGUUACUGGUCACGGAACCGUCAACGGCCGCCGUAUCUUCCUGUUCUCGCAGGACUUUACUGCCUUUGGUGGAUCCCUCUCCAACACUCAUGCGCAAAAGAUCUGCAAGAUCAUGGACAAGGCCUUGCUUGUCGGUGCCCCCGUCAUUGGUCUGAACGACUCUGGCGGAGCCCGUAUUCAGGAGGGAGUCGAGUCCUUGGCUGGUUAUGCUGAUAUUUUCUUGAAAAAUGUCAUGUCCUCGGGAGUGGUUCCCCAGAUCUCGCUGAUCAUGGGUCCUUGUGCUGGAGGCGCUGUGUACUCGCCCGCGUUGACGGAUUUCACGUUCAUGGUCCGCGACACGUCGUACCUGUUUGUUACUGGACCUGAAGUUGUCAAGACUGUGACGAAGGAGGAGGUUACCCAGGAGGAGCUCGGCGGUGCCAAGGCCCACACUGUCAAGUCCGGAGUCGCCCACGCUGCCUUUGAGAACGAUGUCGAGGCUUUGCAGCGCCUUCGUGACUUUAUCGACUUUUUGCCGUUGUCGAACCGGGAGCCGGCUCCUGUGCGCUACACGGACGAUCCCUCGGACCGCGAGGACGCGUCGUUGAACCACAUUGUGCCCGUGGACUCAACCAAGGCCUACGAUAUCAAGGACGUGAUCACGCGUCUGGCGGACGACUCCCAGUUCUUUGAGAUCAUGCCCGACUAUGCCAAGAACAUUGUGAUUGGUUUCGCCAGAAUGGGUGGCAAGACCGUGUCGAUUAUUGCGAACCAGCCUUUGGUGUCGUCCGGAGUGCUCGAUAUCAACUCGUCGGUCAAGGCGGCGCGCUUUGUGCGGUUUGCAGAUGCGUUCAACAUUCCUAUUUUGACGCUUGUGGACGUGCCUGGAUUCUUGCCCGGAACGGCUCAGGAACACAAUGGAAUUAUUCGUCACGGAGCCAAGUUGUUGUACGCGUAUGCGGAGGCGACAGUGCCGAAGGUGACGGUGAUUACGCGCAAGGCAUACGGAGGUGCCUAUGAUGUGAUGAGCUCGAAACACCUUCGCGGCGAUCUUAACUAUGCCUGGCCCACCGCUGAGAUUGCUGUCAUGGGUGCGAAGGGAGCCGUUGAGAUUAUUUUCCGAUCGAGCGCAGACCGAGCAUCGGCGGAGAAGGACUAUAUCAGCAAGUUUGCGAACCCAUUGCCGGCAGCGCAGCGCGGAUAUAUCGAUGAUGUGAUUGAGCCGUCGUCGACCCGUCGUAGGAUCAUUGAGGACCUUGAGAUGUUGCGUCACAAGAAGCUCAAGAACCCCAAGCGCAAGCAUGGCAACAUUCCUUUGUAAAGACAUGAAAAAAAAGGGUAGAGACAGUGUUUGGAGGAGGAGACAAACAAACAAAGGAAUUCUUCGUUAUACAGUUUAUUUUGCUUUAGAAAGACCGGUUGAAGUUGACUUUUUUCUUUAUUUCAAAACAAGAGAGAUCUACAAAUAAACAAUGGGUUAUGCAACAC